AUGAUGUCCUACGCCGAAGUAGCUGCCAAAGGCCCCAAGCAAACGGCCGAAGAGGCCGCCGCCCCCGCCCUCCCCUACCUCAGCACCGAAGACACAACAACAACCACCGAAGCAACCACUCCCUCCGUCCACACCAUCUCCUCCACCGACCUCGCCUCCUCCCAAGCCUCCGCCUCCGCCCGCGAAGGCCCUAUUCCAUCAUCCUCCCCCGAUCCCAACGUCACGACCUCAUCCUUCGCCGACCUAGCAGCCUCUACCGAACCCCACCACUCCCACUCCCAUAACCAUCACCAUAGCGGAAGUUCGAAGAAACGCCACGCCAAGGAGGCCGCCAAGAAGAUUGCGAACUACGGCGACGGCACGCCGCUCGCGCUGGCGAAUUUGAGCCUUGUGGUGGGGUUUAGCGCCGUGCUGGGGUUCAAGGCUUGGGAUUUGUAUGAGAGGGGCCAGUUGGGGUGGAAGGAGUUGGGGAUUGGGGCGGGGAUUGUGGGGGUUGUCGGGGCUGCGGAGGCUGUUAUCGGACGGUAUCUUUAUGAGGAGCACUUGAAGAAGAAAUGA
Messenger RNA from Scedosporium apiospermum, 558 nucleotides. RefSeq lists its product as uncharacterized. The coding region runs from base 1 to 558 and encodes 185 amino acids. The transcript has 4 exons. The record is from RefSeq and is a predicted model, not a curated record. Gene Ontology annotation, molecular function: nascent polypeptide-associated complex binding. Gene Ontology annotation, cellular component: mitochondrial outer membrane. NCBI's taxonomy places the organism in Eukaryota, Fungi, Ascomycota, Sordariomycetes, Microascales, Microascaceae.